Messenger RNA from Symbiodinium pilosum, 177 nucleotides. Lineage: Eukaryota; Dinophyceae; Suessiales; Symbiodiniaceae. The record is from the annotation of a GenBank genome assembly.
GUUCAGUUCGAAAUCCCACAGGCCAAGGUUGGCCUGGUAGUCGGAAAAGGUGGCGCAGUUCUUAGCGCCAUCAAGUCGUACUCCAAAGCGGAGUGCUUCAUUGAACAAAGGACACCAGAUCAGGAGCUCAGACUGCUUUUUGCUGUUGACACUUCACUUCCAGGGCUGAACUUGUGA